AAUAUUGCCGUAUCAGUAUGGAUUAAAAAUAUAUUAUUUAAAAAUCAUAAAAGAUAAUUUAAAAACCAAAAAAGUCAAUAUCACAAAAUCAAGGUUGUUCGUUUAAAAAUAUGAGUGGUUUAAAUAUGUUAAAAAGAAAUAUUUUAAAAAAUGUUAAAUUGUUCAAUCAAUCAAGAUUAUUACAUUUAACACCUAGAACUGCUGCACCAUGGAAAACUGUGGCGAAAAGAGAAGGUCUUAACGGCGACCAUAUAUUAGAUUUACAUUAUGAUUUCCAUUACCGGGGUAUAGUAGAAUUUGAUGAUUGGGAUAAAAAGAAAAAUUUAAUUGCUGAUGUUUGUAUGGGUAUUGUAUUAGCAUUUGUAUUGUAUAAAUGUUACUCUGAGCCAGAGCAUUUACUUGGAGACUUUGAGUAUCCUGAUGCUUCAAAAUGGACAGACGAAGAAUUGGGUAUACCUCCAGUUGAUUAAAAGAAAAUAUUAUAAAAAAUUAAUAUGUAGAUAUAUAAAUGAAAUUUAAUGUCAAAAUAUAAGAAUAUAUACCAAUAAUUUAGUUUCGCUAUA
This is a messenger RNA of Daktulosphaira vitifoliae (grape phylloxera), 563 nucleotides long. RefSeq names its product NADH dehydrogenase [ubiquinone] 1 beta subcomplex subunit 2, mitochondrial-like. The coding region runs from base 111 to 470 and encodes 119 amino acids. Gene Ontology annotation, cellular component: mitochondrial inner membrane. The transcript has 3 exons. The record is from RefSeq and is a predicted model, not a curated record. Lineage: Eukaryota; Metazoa; Arthropoda; Insecta; Hemiptera; Phylloxeridae.